GGUCUUGGGGGGCGUGGCGUGGCCUGACAAGGCCGUUGAGCUUCUGGACUGACUUCGGGAGGGGGUGGCGGGGGAAAACGGAGGGACAGAGCCAAGCUGCGCAGUCAGACUCGGGUUGGGGCGCCAGCUGAAGACGCGGGACUUAAAGCGCGUAGCCAGAACCCAGGCACCAGCCAGUAAGUGCUCCCGGAAGCCAGAAACUUUCCCUCAGCUGGGCUCUGCCAGUCACGUGCAGCAGAAGGGGGAUGCUUUGGGCUUCUUGUGUCCAUUGUCCAGAACUCAUCUGAAAAACUGCCACAGGAAUUGCUUCUCUGCUCCAGGCUGGUCACUGAACAGGUUGCUCCAGGACCUGCAGAAUGGGGGCAGGCUGUGUCAAAGUCACCAAGUAUUUCCUCUUCCUCUUCAACUUGCUGUUCUUUAUCCUGGGUGCUGUGAUCCUGGGCUUCGGGGUGUGGAUUCUUGCAGACAAGAACAGCUUCAUUUCCGUCCUACAAACCUCAUCCAGCUCGCUGCAGGUGGGGGCUUACGUCUUCAUCGGUGUGGGCGCCAUCACCAUAGUGAUGGGCUUCCUGGGCUGUAUCGGUGCUGUCAAUGAGGUCCGCUGCUUGCUGGGUCUGUACUUUGUCUUCCUUCUGCUGAUCCUCAUCGCACAGGUGACCGUAGGGGUCCUCUUCUACUUCAACGCUGACAAGCUGAAGAAGGAGAUGGGGAACACAGUGAUGGACAUCAUUCGCAACUACACUGCCAAUGCCACCAGUAGCCGCGAGGAGGCCUGGGACUACGUGCAGGCGCAGGUCAAGUGCUGUGGCUGGGUCAGCCACUACAACUGGACAGAGAACGAGGAGCUCAUGGGCUUUACCAAGACCACUUACCCAUGCUCCUGCGAGAAGAUCAAGGAAGAGGACAACCAGCUCAUUGUGAAGAAAGGAUUCUGUGAGGCUGAUAACAGCACUGUGAGCGAAAACAACCCUGAGGAUUGGCCUGUGAACACUGAGGGCUGCAUGGAGAAGGCGCAGGCGUGGCUUCAGGAGAACUUCGGCAUCCUUCUGGGCGUGUGUGCUGGUGUUGCUGUCAUUGAGCUGCUGGGGUUGUUCCUGUCCAUAUGUUUGUGCCGGUACAUUCAUUCUGAAGACUACAGCAAGGUCCCCAAGUACUGAGGUUGCUGAUGUCCCCACCGUCCUAUUUCUCCACCCUCAGCCUCCCAUGGGGCCUCUCUAGCUUUUUCUCACAUGGGCCCUGCUCCAUCCACCACUGAGGCCUCUGGCCCAUCCUGGAAAGGUUGCAUUGGGAACUUUCUGGGCCUGGGCCCUUCUCCCUGUCCUUCUGCCACCAAUAUGGGGCCCUGGCUAUCCUGUGGCCUUUCUUCCUACUGCCUGGGAUAUUUUAACAGCUCGAAAUGGCUCCCAGUAUUACUGUACACAGGAUAGCUGUGUCUCCACCCUGAAGUCAUAUUGUAUUGUAUUAAAAACCAGGGAGGGUGGGUGUAGCACCCGUAGCUGCCCAGGGAAAGGCCACAGGAAAGGUUGGUGGGGUUUUCCCCACUGUCACACUUUCUUCAUAGGUUUUCCAUGUUUCUGUGGGAGACAGGGUAGGCAAUUCUUCCACACACUUGGAGCACUCCCCCCUCCCCAAGCUCAGUUCAGCAGGGAACUGAACUGAGGGGCCUCCUGGGGGACUGGCCCAGGUAGCCUCUGGUGCGCUCCUCUUGGUGAGGGACCUGACAACUUAGGGGUGUGGGUCCCUCAGGUCUGGCACAAGACCCUGGAUGAGAGGAGGAUCUGGACUGGUGUUUCUUGGCAGCUGUCCCCUGUCCUCUGCGCUAAGGGUGGGUGAGGCUGUGCCUUGCAGGGUGGGGGAGGGGUUCCAUACACUCAUCUCUGGAAUCAAUUAUUAAAGGAGGGUUUAUAAUGAUCCAGUCUG
Molecule: messenger RNA, 1920 nt
Organism: Mus musculus (house mouse)
Lineage: Eukaryota; Metazoa; Chordata; Mammalia; Rodentia; Muridae
Gene: Cd82
Product: CD82 antigen
Exons: 11
Coding region: 357-1157 (266 amino acids)
Cellular component (GO): plasma membrane; membrane; phagocytic vesicle
Source: RefSeq, marked validated